AUGAGGGACCAGGAGCAAUCACCAAACGCUGCGGCGGCGGCGGCGGCGCGAUGUCAUAUCCAGGCCCACGAUGCCGAAAUUGCCGGUCGAAAUAUCGUUACUAGAUCGUCAGAAUCACCCACAGUCACAUAUCCGUCUGGCCCCGUUGGGGACUACUUCAAGUUACGGCAAAAUCUGGUGGCCCGCGAGAAAGCUUUGGACUUUGAUAAUGAUUGUCGCGUGCGCAGCACCCCUCAGGAAAGGCGAGCAGAUGCUAUCAUUCAAAAAAUGAGACGCAACGAUGAAGAGACUGUAUAUGCCCAAGCUGCACCGAGGACAGGCUACGGUGGGCAGCAACAUCCUCGGUUUCCAGGAGACCACUUUCUCUCCAACAAAGACCUUAUUGACCAGACGAGUCUAUUUAAAGUGGCACAACGCAUGCCCAAGGGCGCACACUUGCAUAUCCAUUUCAAUGCAUGCCUUGCUCCUCAAGUUCUGCUCAAUCUCGCCAAAGAGAUGGAUCGCAUGUUCAUCACGAGCGAUGUGCCCCUGGUUUCGGACAACAACCAUAUCAAUUUUGACAGAUGCGAGAUCCAGUUCUCUCUGUUGAGCCCCGAGAAAGAAUCGCCUGGUGACUUGUUCUCUCAAGCAUAUCAGCCCCGGCAGACGAUGCGAUUCAAAGACUUUCUCAACAAAUUUCCAGGAUACUACACCAAAGACUCUACAAGCGUUGAUAAGUGGCUGUUUGAAAAGCUAAUGUUCGAUGAGGAGGAGACUCAUAAUCAUUUACAGACGGCGUCGGGAGCAUGGGAGAAGUUCAACGGACGCACACGUAUGAUGAAGGGUCUCUUUAACUAUGCUACUGCAUAUCAAAGAUACACUCGUUUGUGCUUGGAGGACUUUAUGAAAGAUAACAUCAGCUAUGCUGAAAUUCGACCCAAUUUCAUGACCAGCAAUCAGCUUUGGACUGACGAUGGCAAACAGCUCAUCGACAACAAGGGUAUCAUGAAGUUGAUCAUUGGGGAGGUCCAGAAUUUCCAAACCGACAUGAAGAAGCAAGGAAGAUAUUUCGGAGGUCUCAAGGUGAUCUACUGCACGCCUCGGUCAUUUGCGCCUGAACAGAUCGAGGGUGCUCUUACAGAGUGUCUAGCCUUCAAGAAGUUGUGGCCGGAAUGGAUUGCUGGUUUCGACCUUGUUGGUGAAGAGGCAAAGGGACGGCCCAUCAAAGACUUCAUUCCCGAACUCUUGAGGUUUCAGGACAAUUGCGCCAGUGAAGGCGUGGAGAUACCGUUCCUCUUUCACUGUGGCGAGACACUGGACAUGGGGACCGAUACCGACGGGAACCUUAUCGAUGCACUCUUGUUGAAAUCGAAGAGAAUCGGGCACGGGUUUGCGUUGGCCAAGCAUCCUUACGUGAUGCAGCAUAUGAAGGAGCGUGGCGUCUGCCUUGAACUCUGUCCCAUCUCCAACGAGAUCCUGGGACUUACAUCACGAGUCAGUGGGCAUGCCAUGUACCAGCUUCUUGCCAACAACGUUCACUGCACAGUAAGCUCGGAUAAUGGAACGCUCUUCAGAUCCUCUUUAUCUCAUGACUUUUACCAGGUCAUGGUUGGCAAAGCCGACAUGGGACUGUUUGGAUGGAAACAACUCGUGCUAUGGAGUCUUGAACAUUCUUGUCUUUCAGACUCUGAGCGAUCUGCAUUAGUUCAUGACUGGGAGCAGAAAUGGCAGGAGUUUGUCGAUUGGGUAAACAAGACAUACGGGACUGAAAGAAGCCUUAUUUGA
Fusarium pseudograminearum CS3096 is the source of this 1764-nucleotide messenger RNA. RefSeq lists its product as uncharacterized. Gene Ontology annotation, biological process: inosine biosynthetic process; adenosine catabolic process. The transcript has 4 exons. NCBI's taxonomy places the organism in Eukaryota, Fungi, Ascomycota, Sordariomycetes, Hypocreales, Nectriaceae. The record is from RefSeq and is a predicted model, not a curated record. Gene Ontology annotation, molecular function: adenosine deaminase activity. Bases 1 to 1764 code for a protein of 587 amino acids.